This is a messenger RNA of Ricinus communis (castor bean), 912 nucleotides long. RefSeq lists its product as uncharacterized. The record is from RefSeq and is a predicted model, not a curated record. Bases 1 to 912 code for a protein of 303 amino acids. The transcript is spliced from 2 exons. Lineage: Eukaryota; Viridiplantae; Streptophyta; Magnoliopsida; Malpighiales; Euphorbiaceae.
AUGGAUGAGGAAGAGAAACUCUAUCACUUCAUUGCGGAUGAGGAUGAAUGUGAUAACUUCGACGAUGAGUAUGAUGAGGAUAUACCACCAGAAAGUGAGAGCAAUAUGAUUGGAGUUAUGAGGAGAAUCUUGUAUAGUGAGCCUAAGAGUGACUUAAGGCAAAGAAACAAUCUAUUUCAUACUAGAUGCAAGGUUGGAGAGAAGACUUGUAAUGUUAUAAUUGAUGGUGGUGCCCAAACAGAUGUGAUAUCAUCCGAAGCUAUGACUACCAAAGAAAGCAGAAAAGUUAGAUUGUUGCCUUUACCUCCCAAAAUUGCUAAGAAAGAAAAAGAGAAAAGCAACUUCUUUGUAACUUAUAAUGAAUUUGAAAAAAUAGUGGAAGAAAUGGGGGGUGGGUAUGCUUUGGUUGUAAGGGCCAAAGAAGAAAAGGGUACUUCUUGUGAUAACUUAUCAUCCCUUAAUGAGUUAUUAGAAGAGUACAAAGAUGUUUUUCCAGAUGACUUACCAAAAGGCCUUCCGCCACUUGCCAUUGAUUUGAUUCCGGGGGCAUCCUUACCCGACAAGGCAGCCUAUAGAUGUAAUCUGGAAGAAAGUAAGGAACUUCAAAGGCAAAUCGAUGAAUUAAUGCAAAGGGGCUAUGUGAGAGAGAACAUGAGUCCAUGUGCCGUUCCCGCUCUCUUAGUACCAAAAAAAGAUGGUACUUGGAGAAUGUGUGUUGAUAGUCGUUCAAUAAACAAUAUCACAAUCAAAUAUAGAUUCCCUAUGCCUAGAUUGCAAGACAUGUUGGAUGAGUUGAGUGGUGCCUUAAUCUUUUCCAAAAAAGAUUUAAGGAAUGGAUACCACCAAAUGAGAAUUAGGGAAGGAGAUGAGUGGAAGACGGCAUUCAAAACAAAACAAGGGUUAUACGAGUAG